GACAAGUGCAUAGUGUGACUCGUGACUCGUCACGGUACAACACGUCUUCUUGUGUGAUGACUUAUCAUGCGUCACAAUUGGUCUCCUGCUGUAUUGCUUUCGCUUAUUAACAUACUUUCCUUCUCGUCAUGGCGUCCACGUCCACAUAUUUCCGGGUUCUUCUUGUCUUACUCUCCGCUCAAUCUAUAACAGGAACUUGCGACACCUCGCACUUGGGAAUGGAGAGUGGCGCUAUUGCAAACAAUAAAAUAACAGAUAAAGCAGGAGUGAUAGUGGGAGACCAAGCGAGGCUUGGUUACACAGACGGUGACUCGUGGUGUAAGAGCAGCAACGAUGACUUCCUGCAGAUCGACCUCGGUACCCCCCACAUCGUAUGUGGCGUGGCCACUCAGGGGAACCAUCCCCAGGACCAAUGGGUUAUCAGUUUCAAGUUCACGUAUUCAACAGAUGGAACAACAUAUAGCUUUUAUGAAGAUCUUGCUGGAAAUCAGGUAAUGUAUCACAAUAUUUGAGUUGAGUGUAUCACAAUAUUUGAGUUAAGUAUCGGCCUGGCGAGCGUCCGCUAAUGAACAGGAAUAGGUGGGCUAGCAAGUGACCAGUGUGAUUUUGGUUCCUUAUUCGUCCUUUUCCUUAUUUGUUCAUUUACUUUUUCAAAUCCUUUUUUUCGAUUUGAAACAGUAUUAGGCAUUACAGCUCACCUAGAACAAAUCCAGGAGUAUUUUCGUGAAAAAAAAAUUGGUUCCUUUCACGUGCUUAACCGCUAAACGGAGUUGUGAACAUGAGACUCUGUCUGUUAUAAAAGAUCAAAUAACAAUGC
Messenger RNA from Nematostella vectensis (starlet sea anemone), 817 nucleotides. RefSeq names its product retinoschisin. The transcript is spliced from 2 exons. NCBI's taxonomy places the organism in Eukaryota, Metazoa, Cnidaria, Anthozoa, Actiniaria, Edwardsiidae. Bases 129 to 512 code for a protein of 127 amino acids. The record is from RefSeq and is a predicted model, not a curated record.